Messenger RNA from Loa loa (African eye worm), 1332 nucleotides. RefSeq lists its product as hypothetical. The transcript has 9 exons. Bases 1 to 1332 code for a protein of 443 amino acids. The record is from RefSeq and is a predicted model, not a curated record. NCBI's taxonomy places the organism in Eukaryota, Metazoa, Nematoda, Chromadorea, Rhabditida, Onchocercidae.
AUGUUAGCACUAAGGACGCUAUUAACCAUAUCUAUGCUAGCAAUUGCUAUUAAUGCUGAAGGUUUUGUUGAAGAAGUAUCAUGUACUGCUGAUGCUAUAAAUGUGGUACUAAAUAAAACGGAUCCGGAUAUUCAACGUUGGAUAUCAGAUCCAAAAGCGCAACCUGUUGUUUAUGUUUAUGAGCAUAAAACUCGUCCACCAUGUGGUACAGCAAUGAAAAAAGGAAAUUUAAUUAAUUAUAAUUUCACAAUUCCAUAUGGUGUUCAUUGUGAUGUUCAUUUAACUGAUUUGGAACCAAAUUAUCGUAAUGCUGAAACGACAAUAGCGCUUGAAGAUAAUACUGAUAUUACGCCAUCAAAAGCUAUACGUGUUAAUCACGUUUUCUGUUUAUAUACCAGAAGUGUGCAAACUAUUCGAUUUAAUGAUAUAUCAAGUGGUCAUGAAGUGGUUGCAUCAACUGGUGGAAAACCAAAACCUAAAGUUGAAAUGAUCUUUCGUAGCAUUGAUGGACGACCUUUACGAGCUGCUAAAUUUGGUGACAUUGUUGAAUUUUAUGUUGCCCUUUCACCAGAUAAAGCAUAUCGUGGAAUUAGCCCCAAAGAAUGUAUGUUUUCUGAUCGAGAGGAUAUGUCAUCACCUGAUGCAAAACAUUUGACAUUUGUCCAAAGCAGUUGUCCGGUUGAUGAAAUGAGUGAAAUUAUCGAUCCGUUGGCAAAUGUUAAUGAAGAGGUAUAUUUUUCGAAAUUUAAAACAUUUCGUUUCGGUAAUCAAUCAACAGUAUUUGCUCAUUGUACCGUUCAAGUAUGUCUUACUACCGAAGAAUGUGUACAGAAAUGCUUCAAACGAAUUAGCAAUUUGAAUUUAACUGCUGAACGAUUACGUUUUCGUCAUAGACGUCAAUUGGAUGAUGAUUACGAUCUGACGACAGUAAUUCGUAAACAAAAUGCUAUCAAUGAGAUUGCAUUAACACGACCGUUGACAAUUUUGGAUGAUUUGGAAAGCAAUGAAGUAAAUGAUAAGAAAGUGGAGCAAUGUCAUAUUAACAACAGUGCUAUAAUAUCAUUACCAAUUAUUAUUCUUAUCUUAUCACUUUCAAUGCUAUCAAUUAUUUGCCUCACUGGGUUGAUAUUUACUCUAAGACGAUUGGCUGCAUAUAAAAAACUCACUCCAUUUGGCAUAUAUAGUGCUUAUUCUGGACCAACAGUAUCGCUUCCAAUACGUACACUUACCAAUUCAACGGCGCGUAGUUUAACGACAAAUGGUAAUCGAACAACUUGGAUUGAUCAGUUAUCGGCAGGAAUUGAAUAUCCGUAUGUUCGAGAAAUGUAUUGA